AUGGCAUUAAACAUGCUUCACCUUUUCUUGCUAUUAUCUUUGUCAGGAGCUGAUGCGGCGGUGUUUACACUACAAAACAGAUGUAGGAACACCAUAUGGCCAGGGAUCCAACCCGGGGCAGGAAAACCCCAACUGAUGAAUGGUGGCCUAAAGCUUCUGCCAGGCCAAAAUGUAGAGAUCAAUGCUCCAAAGGGGUGGUCGGGCCGCUUCUGGGGUCGUCGUUGGUGUUCGUUUGAUGAGUCGGGUAAGGGGACAUGCUUCACGGGAGACUGUGGCGGCCAGUUGCAAUGUGCGGGGACUGGCGGCACACCGCCUGCAACCCUCGUGGAGUUUACCCUAGAUAGUCCGGUGGAUUACUACGAUGUUAGCCUAGUUGACGGCUACAACAUGCGUGUUUCGAUAGUCCCUUCGGGUGGAUCAGGCCCUAAUUGUAAGCAGAUAAGUUGUCUUUCGGACUUGAACAAACAUUGCCCUAAUGGCUUGCAAGUAAGGAGGAAUGGUCAUGUUGUGGCCUGCAAAAGUGCUUGCUUAGCGUUUAAUACACCCAAAUAUUGCUGCACAGGAGCCUAUGGCAGCCCUCAGAGGUGCAAGCCUUCAAGUUAUGCGAAGGUGUUCAAGGCUUCUUGCCCUACAGCUUAUAGCUAUGCCUAUGAUGAUCCCACAAGCACGUUUACAUGCGGAGGAGCUGAUUAUUUGAUUAGCUUUUGUUAAACUUUGAAGCAAAAGAUAGAAAUGAUUGGAAGUGUA
Molecule: messenger RNA, 747 nt
Organism: Corylus avellana
Lineage: Eukaryota; Viridiplantae; Streptophyta; Magnoliopsida; Fagales; Betulaceae
Source: RefSeq, a predicted model, not a curated record